Messenger RNA from Symphalangus syndactylus (siamang), 663 nucleotides. Its product is annotated as keratin-associated protein 4-2. The record is from RefSeq and is a predicted model, not a curated record. Gene Ontology annotation, cellular component: keratin filament. NCBI's taxonomy places the organism in Eukaryota, Metazoa, Chordata, Mammalia, Primates, Hylobatidae.
AUGACCAAUUCUUGUUGUGGUUCUGUUUGCUCUGACCAGAGCUAUGGCCAGAGCUGCUGUUGUCCUUCUUGCUGUAUUUCAAGCUGCUUCCAUCCUUGCUGUUGGCAGACGACUUGCUGCUAUCCCAGCUGCUGUGUGUCUGGCUGUUGUCACCCUAGCUGCUGUGUAUCAAGCUGCUGCAGGCCCCAGUGCUGCCAGUCUGUGUGCUGCCAGCCCACCUGCUGCCGCCCCAGCUGCUGUCAGACCACCUGCUGCAGGACCACCUGCUGCCGCCCCAACUGCUGUGUGUCCAGCUGCUGCAGACCCCAGUGCUGCCAGUCUGUAUGCUGCCAGCCCACCUGCUGCCGCCCCAGCUGCUGCCAGACCACCUGCUGCAGGACCACCUGCUGCCACCCCAGCUGCUGUGUGUCCAGCUGCUGCAGGCCCCAGUGCUGCCAGUCUGUAUGCUGCCAGCCCACCUGCUGCCGCCCCAGCUGCUGCCAGACCACCUGCUGCCGCCCCAGCUGCUGUGUGUCCAGCUGCUGCAGACCCCAGUGCUGCCAGUCUGUAUGCUGCCAGCCCACCUGCUGCCAGCCCACCUGCUGCAGGACCACCUGCUACCGCCCCAGCUGCUGUGUGUCCACCUACUGCCGCCCACCCUGCUCUAGUGGCUCUUGCUGCUGA